AUGUCUGCGCCAUCACUUCGAGGACUCUGGGACGACGCGGCCAACUCGCCCUUUGAGUCGACAAUUCCCAAAGACUCUCAAUUCACCAUUGCGACGGUUUUACUUCUCACUGCUACCAUUCUCACCAGCCUAUUUGGUCUAGACCUCAAGCUGAAGAACAUUCCGCUCUACGCCAUUCCCGCUGCUCUUGCGUUCGGAUUCGGUUCCGUAUUCAUGAUCUGCGCAGUUGGCGUCUAUGUCUAA
Messenger RNA from Dissoconium aciculare CBS 342.82, 243 nucleotides. RefSeq lists its product as uncharacterized. Gene Ontology annotation, biological process: protein N-linked glycosylation. The transcript is spliced from 3 exons. The record is from RefSeq and is a predicted model, not a curated record. NCBI's taxonomy places the organism in Eukaryota, Fungi, Ascomycota, Dothideomycetes, Mycosphaerellales, Dissoconiaceae. Bases 1 to 243 code for a protein of 80 amino acids.